This is a messenger RNA of Neurospora tetraspora, 2196 nucleotides long. RefSeq lists its product as uncharacterized. The record is from RefSeq and is a predicted model, not a curated record. NCBI's taxonomy places the organism in Eukaryota, Fungi, Ascomycota, Sordariomycetes, Sordariales, Sordariaceae. The transcript has 5 exons. The coding region runs from base 1 to 2196 and encodes 731 amino acids.
AUGCGCAUGCAUAUCCUUACGCCGGCCCGACAGCCAGAUGCGCACACACGGCGGCAAGUGCAAACGCAGUCGACUCGUGACCGACCGGAACUGCCUGUCAUUCCGCUUGAUGCUCACUGCGGAAUAUGCAAUGAGAAAAUCGAUCGAGACGUCUUCGUCACUGCUUUGAUUGGAAAACGAGGACGCAUGACCUACCUUGGCCGUACCAUCAAGUUUCCCUUUCCAAUCUACGGCACUUACCUCCCCUCUCCAGACGGCAUAGACGCAUACCUCGACCGCAAGAAGUCCUUUCAUUUCUGCUACCUGUGCACUGAUUCUACCCCAUGGAAAGAGUGCCUUUCCAACUGGAAACACUCAAGCCACGCUUUCAACAACCCAUACGAGGCCGUUACCACCCAUCAUGACUGCUUUUCCAUGUUCAUCCAGUCCUGCCCGCUUCCCCCACGCCUGGCAUGCGAACGACUAUGGAAGGUGGCCAUUGCCAGACGCCCGUGGCCCCUCGGUUACCAAGACCUGCCGUCCAUCUCACUUACCGGCGCAUAUCAUGUCCUGUGCGUAGAAGCGGUGAGAAAGGUUGCUUCAAUCUACAACAUUCGCCAGUUGACCAACUUUCCCACGGAAUUGGUCGAGCGGAUUCGGUCAUACUCCCCAGGAGAACCCGUGUUUUGGAGGGCUGUCACCGCCCUGACAGUGGCUUUGUCCCUGUCCAACUUCCCAGUCAUUGAUGAGCAACGUGUCGAACUGACCAAGGUAUCCCACUGGGAAAGAGGGGGCACAAUACAAACUUCGGGACCCGAAGGCCGCACAACCGAUGUCCUCCGUAUCACCUUCGACAUAGAUGGAGUCCGCAAGAUUGAACGGCUUCCACGAUGGCCCAACUGCGAAAAGCAACUAAAGACAGAUGAAAGAUUUGCCUGGGUUAUAUUGGAAAUAGACGGUGUCGAAAUCCGAGACAAAAUGGCGUACUGUCAAGGCGGUCUCCUUCGAUUCAGCUGGGGUGACACCAGCCGUGCACUUGCACACAGCAUCCCACCGAUGAUCUGGGACACGCCUACACCUCCGGACCUGCAUAACAUUGAGUACAAUGCGGACAAAUUCUAUUUUCCGUUUUUUGGAGGGGGGUAUGGUGGCUCCUUUGAGGCGGGGCACUUGAUCAAUCUCGACUCUAUAUCCGGCCUCACCUUCGUAUAUGAGGGCAAAGAGCUCACGGCAAUUCACUCGCAUUGUGGCGACGCGAUCAACAACUUCGGCAUUCCUGUCGGUUCCCGUUACGGUCAACACCAAGCCUGCUUCUUCCUUCCAGUUACUAAAGAAGACAAGAUUAUGGCCAUUGGUAUUGGAUGCUACCCAAGAGCGUUGGUGAUAGUUGUCAAGAAGCGCCUGUCUGGGGAUACCGUCAUCGGUUUGCCAUGCCCCAACCCCAUUACAGGUCAAGAAAUUUCGGUAAUGUCACCUGAUGAUACAGAAUUUGAGUUUCUGGCGGGACCCACGGAGGGCGAUGAAGAAUAUUUCGAUCCUCGUCAUUUUCACUGGGGUGCGAGAGAGCCUCAGGCGCUGCUAUAUGGCUUCCAGGGUAAGCGAAACCAGCUAGACCUGUUAGGAGGCUAUCGCUAUGAUCCGCCCCAGAAUUGGGUACCUGGAUGGAAACCAAGAUUGCAGGGGCGGUCGAUUCCUCAUAAUUGGCCUCAAAAUAAUCUUUUUAGCAGGGACAACCAGGAAGAUCUCCGCUUCUACACUUCUGCGCCGCUCGAGGGGGUUAUUUCUGCCCAGAUGUUCUACAGUAGGAGAUUCGUUCCCCGUGGAGGAGAGCCCUUCUGCUCAGGCAUCAUCUUUCACUAUGAGAACGGAGGCUCGAGGGUGGUCGGGGAGGUUCGACUUAUCAACGACCGAGCCAGUAUUGCAGGCGAGACUAUUAUCCAUCCUAAGCUGAUAUGUCUGGAGUGGCCAAAGCGUGAUGGAAGUUCCAUCAGCCAGAGAAUUCGCUUCUUGACAGAGGCCGACAUCGAGAAAGGCGUACAUCCAGUCCACACAAAUCCCCGCCUCGGCAAGUGUACCCGUUUCCCGAUAGUCAAGGAGAGUGUUUGCUACCCUAUGGAAGGCACGAUUGACUGGUGGUUUACUGCGAGCGAAAGGAUGCGGGAGGAGGAGGAUACACAGGAGGGAGAGUCACAGGAAGAGGACAUUGAUGAUGAUUAG